Molecule: messenger RNA, 3561 nt
Organism: Puntigrus tetrazona (Sumatra barb)
Lineage: Eukaryota; Metazoa; Chordata; Actinopteri; Cypriniformes; Cyprinidae
Gene: gas2a
Product: growth arrest-specific protein 2
Exons: 8
Coding region: 1320-2321 (333 amino acids)
Biological process (GO): actin crosslink formation
Cellular component (GO): actin filament
Molecular function (GO): microtubule binding; cytoskeletal adaptor activity; actin filament binding
Source: RefSeq, a predicted model, not a curated record
UUUGUGGUUGAUCGCCAUGACUUAAGUCUCUGUGAUAUUCAGUUCUCUGGAUGUUUUUUGCCUCCCUCCUUCAGCGCGACUGCACUGAAUUCAUCUCGUCCGUUUUAUCGUCUGCCAGAUCUGAUCGCCUAGAAAUAUAAUAAAGACUCGGGCACCGCUAAUAAGGUCAUUCUCACAUUCUUUCGUAUCGGCUUUCACACCCAAUGAACACUGAAUCUGUCUGGGAAAUAUUAAAAGCGGAAAGACGGCUCCGAGAUUAUUAGUGGACUGCUGUUCACCUUGCCUUUGUCCGUACGGGACAGUGUGUCCUCUUAUUUUAUAUCGUUCAGAGAGCCAGUAACUCCUCUUUCAUUCCUCUGGUUUCUUUUUCUCUAAACCUUCUCCAGCACAGGAGCUCUUUCAGAAAGAGAAAGAAAGAGGAGGUCUGGCUGUAUCUGAUAGACGUUUGGCAGGUAAAGUGAACUCCGGCGUUCUGUUUUGUGGAACAAGGAAAAUAUACGGAUUGACUUUCAGCUUGCCUUCGCCCUGCCAGCCAUUCAGAGCCCACCGCAACAAUGCGACGAUUGUUGGACCCGAGUCCUCAUUCCCAGGUUGCUCAGUGGCAUAAAGGAGAGCAGAACUUAGGAAGAGGUCCCGUUCUGCUUCACCAAAGAUAUUUACACUUCUCAGAACUCUAGUGAAUUACUGGUAAGGGGAAAUCCCUCACAAAGGCCGACUGGGAUCACGUAUUAUCACGCAUCCUAAUUCUGGAACGAAACUUCUAACAGUCUUUCGGAGAGAUGAAGAACCAGACAAACCCGCCCGAGAAUUACUAGAGAAUGCGUCGCCAUCUUCGGCGUUCGUGUAGACCAAUGCAAUUCAACUGGAUUCGGAGAUAUUCCUCUGCAAAUGGCAUCAGGUUUACGCAGAAAGCCAAAACGGCCUUCAGACAAACAAGGAAAUGUGUAACAACUAGAGAACGUGCAAUAAAAGAGACGAGUUUGAGGAGAACCGUCAAACAUCGCUGUGCACGUGGACUAAGGAUGGCGGUGAAAACCAAUAUAAUUUUGAUGAGGUGAUGAUCACCUUCUUUUUCGCAUUUCGGCAUCGGGGUCUGUGAUACAAAAUUGCGUUUAAAGCAUCGCGGCUAAUUCUUAUUUAGUUUCAUCGGGAAGAACGUGCUCAUUUGGGUAGCAAGAAAAGAAUCGCACCAGGGCGAGAGCGGAGAGAAGCCUUACUGUCUGUAAAAAAAAAAAAGAAAAAGCGAGUGAAUACGAUAUCACAGGAUGGAGAAGAUAGAGCCUGGAGCUGAACCGUGACGAGAAGGUCGGUAUAGAGGCAUGUUCGGUCCUCUGAGCGGCAAGCAGCAGCCGGCCGGUCCGGGCCUCACGGAUCUUCAGCAGUACAGCCAGUGGCUGGCCAGCAGACACGAGGCCAGUUUGCUGCCCAUGAAAGAAGACCUGGCGCUCUGGCUCUCUAGCAUGCUGAGUGUUGAAAUCACAGCCGAGAGCUUCAUGGACAGGUUAGAUAAUGGUUUCCUGUUGUGUCAGCUGGCUGAGACGCUGCAGGAAAAGUUCAGGCAAAAUGACCCCGAUGUGAAUUCACCAGGAAAGUCGAUUCCAAGUCGCAGGAUUCCCUGCCGAGCCAGCGCCGCAUCCGGUUCCUUUUUUGCCAGGGACAACACGGCCAACUUCCUGUCAUGGUGUCGAGAGGUGGGCGUGGAUGACACCUGCCUGUUUGAGUCAGAUGGGCUCGUUCUCCACAAACAGCCAAGAGAGGUUUGCUUAUGUCUGCUGGAGCUGGGAAGAAUAGCAUCCGGGUACAAGGUCGAGCCACCUGGACUUAUAAAGCUGGAGAAGGAGAUCGAACAGGAAGAGAAAACACCUGAACCUCCGCUCUCACCUGUACCUCCCACUUCCAAUUCUCAAUCUCCAUCUGUUUCUCCAUCCAUCUCUCCGUCUGUCUCUCCGAUCAACAAGGCCAACUCCAGCAAAAAAAGCACCGGCAAGCUACUGGAUGAGGCUGUGAAGCACAUUUCUGAAGACCCACCCUGUAAGUGCCCGAAUAAGUUCUGCAUAGAACGACAGUCACAAGGCCGUUACCGCGUCGGAGAGAAAAUGCUUUUCAUCAGAAUGCUGCAUAAUAAACACGUGAUGGUGCGAGUCGGUGGAGGCUGGGAGACGUUCGAGAGCUACCUGCUGAAGCACGACCCAUGCCGCAUGCUCCAGAUCUCUCGCGCGGAAGGCAAGAUCUCGCCCAUCUCCGGAAAAUCUCCCAACAUCAAAGACCUCGCGCCCGACAGCUACCUGGUAGUGGCGGCCCACUACAAAAGCAAGAAGUAAAGAAGAACUGAACUAAAGAAACAUUGAAGCACAGCUCACCAGUUAGCCGUUGUAGGACAUCUACUGGACUUCUACUGGCUUCUAGAACUAAAACUCUAAAAGAGAAAAACGAAUCAUAAUACAUAUAUAAAAGAGUAGUUCAGUUAGUUUGUGAAUAACAAAGAUACCGAAACUGGAAUCCAGAAACAGGGCUGUUUUAUUGUAUACCAAUGUCUUAUAUAUCUUUUCUUUUUAGCCUUUUACCGUUUUAUUGAUUAAAUAGAAAUUGCAUAAUAACCUCUUACAUUCAAUAGUGUCUUACUUCUCUCGUGGCUAUUCCCGAUCCCUUGAAAGUGCGUUUAAAUAGUACAAUACUUGGCAAACGUCACAUCAAUCUCUGGAAGCCGGCAAAGAAAAGGAAACUCGUAUAUUAACAUAAUCAACAGAUGCUUGGUUGUUCAGUCAAACACAAUCUUUAUUUAAGCAACCACGUGCUUCUACAACAGUUCCUGAUCCAAAAGUGCCGCUGCCCUCUACUGGUAAACAUCACAAUGCUUUGAUUCAUUGUAUUGUUUUACGGUAUUGAUAACACGUUCUGAACGAAACCUGGGAAGAUAUUUGGGUUGAUUAUUUGGUUAAAAUGUGUUUCCCUGUCACAAGCGUCGAGCUGUAGGCAGAGGAAACGGCUUACGAGCGUAACAAAAAAAGAAAUGCAUUAAAGGCAAUAUGAUGACGCAUUUGAGUUUCUAAAGCAUUGUAUCUCAGGCCCGGACACAUGGAUGUUGACUUUAAAUGCGGUAAAUUAAGAUUUUUUUUUUUAACUGAAGACAUCCAAAGCCCUUCGGAAAGGGUUAGAAUUCAAUGCGUCUAAGAAGAUAAAGUGAUGCACAUUCAAUUUUGUUCAUAAGAACAGCAAGUCGUACAAUCAACAGGCAGUGAAGGUGCUAACUGACAUAAUAUCCAUUAUUAUUAUUAUUAUUAUUAUUAUUAUUAUACUUCAAGUCCUGACCAAUCGCAAAAAGCGCCGCGAGCACACAACCAAAACACACCGGUGUAACUGAUGCAUAAAUAUAAAUGGCUAAAUAUUAAAUUAUCCAAAAUCCGAUAUAAAAGAUGCUUUUCAGUUGUAUAAAUGCGUAUUAAAAUGACAUUCGGAUCUCGGCUUCGAGGAUUCUGUUGACGUUAUAAAUAGAAAGCACAUCGGUACAAAAGCUGCGCGUGUGAAACGGUGCACGAUCGCAAACUGAUCGGGGUGUGGGAG